Molecule: messenger RNA, 567 nt
Organism: Monomorium pharaonis (pharaoh ant)
Lineage: Eukaryota; Metazoa; Arthropoda; Insecta; Hymenoptera; Formicidae
Exons: 1
Coding region: 1-567 (188 amino acids)
Source: RefSeq, a predicted model, not a curated record
AUGUUGGGUAAAAUUAAGGAGGCAAUGGGAAAGACAGAGAGGGAGAGAAAAAUGGGUAGGAGAGGAGGAAAGGGCUGGUGGGAUGAGGAAUGUAGGGGGUUGAAGAGAAGGGUGAGGAGGGAUUUAAGGAGAUGGAGGAGGAGGUUAGAAGAUAGGUGUAAAUACAUAGAAAGGAAAAGAGAAUUUAGGGAGAUAUGUGAAAGGAAGAAAGAGGAGGAGAAUAGGAAGUGGGAGAAAAAGGCAGAGGAAGCUAGAAAGGAGAGUCAAGUAUGGGAGAUAGUAAAUAAAGAUAGGAAGAAGAAAAAAAGGGUGAAUGAAGGGAUUGGAAUGGGAGAAUGGAAAGAAUACUUUAUGUGUUUGUUAGGUGGAGUAGAGGCAAGAGUAGUUAGAGGAGGAAAGAGAAUAGGUAGAGAAAGCUGUGGAAAUAAGAAAGAACAGGUAAUUAGCAAGGAGGAAGUGAGAAGAGUGGUGAAUAAUUUAAAAGUAGGAAAAGCAGGUGGAUUAGAUGGAAUUCCGAAUGAGGUGUGGAGAUGGGGGGGUGGAAGGAUUGAGGAGUGGAUGGUGUAG